This is a messenger RNA of Gasterosteus aculeatus aculeatus (three-spined stickleback), 1983 nucleotides long. Lineage: Eukaryota; Metazoa; Chordata; Actinopteri; Perciformes; Gasterosteidae. The record is from RefSeq and is a predicted model, not a curated record.
UAGAUGUAACGCCACGAACGUCGUAUCGAUUUGUUCUCGUGUUUUUGAACAUAGUGUUGUUUUUUAAUCUCCACGCACACCAUGCACGCUUACUUUUGACAAACUCAUUUUUGCUGCUCUUAAAAAAGGGAAUUGUACGCACUUCCGGUUCGGAUGGGACUGUUCUUUUGAGUUGUUUGGAACUUUUUGCCAGUCACAAGAAGAUAAGAGUUGCUGAUCUGCGCGUUUCUGUGGAGCUCGGCGUGAAAAAGGGCCUCGACAUGGAGUAUCAGCCGGUGUUAACCCACCAGGAGCGGAACUAUGGAAUGGUCAAUCCGGGGUACGAGCCCGCGGCGCAGGGGAGACCCGCGAUGUUCGCCCCACCCGCCGCGCCGCCCGCUGACUUCACGGGACCGAGCGCUCCUCCGGCCAGCAUGUUCGACAACAUGCCCGGUUAUGAAGGCACCCUGGCGGGAGGAGGAGCAGGAGGAGGAGGAUUCCUGCCCCCGCCGAUGCCGGCCUUCCCGACUCCCCAGCCCCAACCGGCACCCGAGCAGCCCAGUUGGAACAUCCCGUCCAUAACUGAAAACACGGCUCGGGAGGCGUUCGCCCUGUUCGCCUCCAGCAAGUGCUGCUACAGUGCCGCGCCGGCGAAGGACGGCGUGAUCACCAGCAUGGACGCGUUCAACACCUACAGGUACCGGCUGGAAACCUUCACCGAGUCGAGAUCCACCGAGUGGAGCCACGAGCCAUACCACGGUGCAGGACCCCCCCCCCGCCGCCCGCCCACUGCUUCAAAUACACGAGUGGAAUGCUCUGCUCUCUGCAGCCAGUGGGCCACUUUCACUGAUGAUCUGACGACUUUUGUUUUACCUGGAUCAGGCCAGCCGGUGGACGCCUUCGCCCAGCCGCCUCCGGGUCCCUGGGAAGUUCCUGCCAAAUUGCCCAGUUUCUUCAUGGAAGACAAACAGGUUAUGAAGGUUCCCUACACGUCCUCCAUGAAGGCCUGCCACGUUUGUGUGGGCAUGGGACGGAAGCCCUGCAAAGACUGCGCCGGUGCCGGCAAUAAAGUCUGCUGGGUGUGCAACGGGUCGGGUUAUCGCCACGGAGACGAUCGAUGCCACCACUGCAGCGGCAGAGGCCGGGAGAAUUGCACACCUUGCCAUGGUCAAGGGUCCAAGCAGUGUGACACGUGUCAGGGGAAGCAGCAGCUGCUGGUCUACAUCAACCUCACGGUGAAAUGGACCAACAACUCCGAUAACUACGUUGUGGAGCAGUCGAGCGGACUGCAGCUGGACAACCUCAGCAAAGUGUCCGGCAAGGAGCUCUUCAAGGACUCGCAGUACAUGGUAUACCCAGUGAUGGGCUUCCCAGACCCUGCAGUGGUGAAUGCUGCACAGCGGCUUGUCAAUGAGCACCAGGGCAAGUACUCGAGCACGUCACGCAUCCUACAACAGCGUCAAACCAUAGAGCUGAUCCCCGUCACCAGGGUGACCUACUCUUGGAAAGGGAAAUCACACAUCUACUUUGUUUACGGGAAUGAGUUCAAAGUAAAUGCGGAUGACUAUCCUGCUACCUGUUGCUGUACCGUGAUGUAAACUGCAACAGUUUUCUUUUCUUUUUCACCUUUCAAAACAAAAAGUCUACUUACCUUUUGACUUACUAGUGUAUGAUAACUAAUGUUAAAGGUAUUUGUACUGUUACGUCCAAAUUGUAUUCGCCAAGGAAAAAGAACAUUUACUGACACAAUAAGCCAUAAUCACAAUAUGUUCCCAGAGACCUGAGCCCUUUGAUUAUUAUAUGGCAGUAAUGUAAAAAUGUCGUAUGUAUUUUUUUAAUGUAACUAAUAGUACUGAAUCUGAAUUUCUUUUAUGGCAGAUACUUCUAAUACUUUUACACAAUUGUAACUAAUGAAUAAAUGUUUAUUGACAAAUUAGUCAUAUUUUAUUCUGAAUGAUAUGAAUGGAUGACAUAAACUGAACAAUAAAUUAUAUUUCCUUCUUA